ACACGACCGCGGUCGACGUGACCUUACAGCGACCAUUUGGCAUUCACACUUCAUGCCCCGACAGCGGACAAUCCAGUACCUCUGCCUAUUCGCCGUCUUGCUUUUCUUCGCCCAUUUCUACUUUUCGUCCAGCCCGAGUUCGCGUGAGCACCCCCAAUGGGCGACGUUUGAGAAGGAGGAUGGGGACUGGGAUAUGGACGUGGAUUUGACUCCGGAGAUUUUGAGGACGCACGACGACACCGGGGCCGGGAAGGUCCAUGCGCCGGGGCUGCGUGCGGACCCGAUUAAGAGAGCUGCCGUGGUCUCUGCCUUCCAAUACGCCUGGUCUGCGUACGUCAGGGAUGCUAUGGGCUGGGACGAGUACCACCCGAUCAGCCACCGCGGCCAGAACCUGUCGUCCUCGGGCGGUGUCGGGUACACGAUCGUCGACGCGCUUGACACGAUGCUGCUGAUGGGGCUGACGCACGAGUACUCGCAGGCGAGCGACUGGGUCCGGACGCAUCUGUCGUUCGACCGGGACGGGCGCAGCCGGUGCUUCAACACCUUCGAGACGACGAUCCGCAUCCUCGGCGGGCUCCUGUCCGCGUACCACCUGACCGCGGACCGGAUGUACAUCGCGCACGCGACGGACCUCGCGGACCGCAUUGUGCCAGUGUUCGACACGCCGACGGGGCUGCCCGACACCUCCGUCGACCUGCGGACGCGCACGGGGAUCCCGGACCACGGGAUCAGCACCGCGGAGGCGACGACGCUGCAGCUGGAGUUCCGGUACCUCGCACAGCUGACGGGGAACGCGACAUACUGGUACAAGGUGGAGAAGGUCAUGCAGGUCGUGGACAAGGCGAGGCUUCCGAGUAAUCUUGCGCCGAUAUCGAUGAGCUCGGACGACGGGACGUACCAGUUCUCGGACAUCCGGCUCGGGUCGAGAGGAGACUCGUAUUACGAGUAUCUUCUGAAACAGUACUUGCAAACCGGCAAGACUGAGCCUGUCUACCUCAAGAUGUACGAAGAUGCGAUGACGGGCAUCCACGACAACCUCCUCAAAAAGACUCCCAAACGCGGGGUGACAUUCACUGCCGAGCUGAUCCCUCGCGGGGGCUCGAACUGGAAGACUUCCUUCCACGUCGACAACAAACAAGACCAUCUCGUCUGCUUCCUCGCCGGAUCGCUCAUGCUCGGCGCGACGACCACCGGUGCACGCAAUCCGAGCGUCCCGGUCUCCGUCCCGCCACUGAUGUCAGAGCUGACGAGCGUCGGGAAACGCGACUGGGAAGACGGGGUGGCUUUGCUGGAGGGGUGCAUGGAGACGCACAAAACUGCGACCGGCCUCUCACCUGAAAUAGCGAUGUUCGAUGCCGAUCCGGAUCAGCCAACGCGGGACUGGCAUAUCAAGGGAUCCAAGCCCGGAGGGCCGGCGACGUAUGAUGCGAGAUACAUGCUACGACCGGAGACGACCGAGUCGCUGUUCCUCGCCUGGCGGCUGACCGGAGACGAGCGGUACCGUGACUACGCCUGGGGCAUCUUUCAGGCGAUAGAGACGCACGCGAAGCUUCCUGGCGGUGGAUACGCGACAAUCGUGGACGUAGAUACGGUGCCCGUGCGGCACGAAGAUAAGCAGGAGACGUUCUACUUGAGCGAGACGCUUAAGUAUCUCUUCCUGACAUUUGCUGAUGAGGAAGUGCUGUCGCUCCGAGACAAUGUAUUCAACACAGAGGCGCAUCCGCUGCCGGUGUUCAAGCCUUCGAUAAAGCCACUUUUCCAUCUGUAGACAAUCUGUGCUUAUCUUACAUGAAAUCAGAGAACCUGCUAUCAAGAAGGACGACUGACCCACUCUUAAGUAAGAAGUGACAAGGCUACUUACCACCCUCCUCCUCUCCAAUGGACGCUCUUCGCAGACUCCUACAAUCCUGGUACGCCAACCCGGCCUUCCCAGAUCCGCCUGUGUAUGUCGCCCCUCCGACCACCCAAGAGCACCUCGAAUACGCGGACCUAGCGAUCAUCGAUCUCGCCCAGGCUACGACCCUGGCGGGGAGGAAGGCGCUCGCGGGGCAGCUCGUCGCUGCGAUGCGGGCGCAGGGAUUCUUCUACGCCGUGAACCACGGGUACACAGCUGACCAGACCAAUCGGAUGUUCAGCAUUGCGGAUCUCACGCUCGACGAGGUGGGCGAGGAAGAGAAGCUGCGGUACUGCGCGCGCAGCGGACACACGUACGAAGGGUAUAAGCCGCGCAAGACCUGGCACAUCGAUGGGGUCGGGGAUCAGAUUGAGCAGUACACCGUCGGCCAGCACGUCCUCGCGCGCGAGCAUCCGACCGCUCUGCGCCCGUAUCUCCCUGAGCUCGAUGCCUUCUCGCGGCACAACACGUUCAACAUUCUGCACCCUGUUUUGCGGCUCAUGGCACUCGGUCUGGAGCUGCCCGAGGAGACGCUGGUCCAGCAGCACUCGUACGAUUCUCCCAGCGAAUCGUCUGUUCGAUUCAUGAAAUAUUAUCCGUAUUCCGAGGAGGAAGAAAAGCUGAAGAAGAAUGUCUGGCUGAAAGGCCAUACCGACAUCGGCUCAGUCACGGUUUUGUGGUCCCAGCCAGUCGGCGGGCUGCAGAUUCUCUCGCCCGACGGCAAAUGGCGCUGGGUGCGACACAUGGAGAAUGCCGUCGUCAUCAAUGCCGGCGAUGUGAUGACGUUCCUCUGUGGAGGAUUCUACCCCGCGACACGCCACCGGGUCGUUCGCCCGCCCGAAGACCAGCUCACCCGCCCGCGUCUCGGCGUCUUCUUCUUCGCCCUCGCGAACGACGACGUCAAGCUCGUUCCGCAUCAGACGCAGAGCCCCGUCCUGCAGCGCGUUGGCGUGCAGCGGCUGUGCGAGGACGGAGAUGCGCCGACGAUGGAGCAGUGGCGCAAGACGCGGGUGAUGCAGUACGGCUCGAAGCAGGUCGAGCUCGUGAAGAGCGAGACGGAGGAGGGGGUCGAGGAGGAGAUGGUCGGGAAUGUUAAAGUCAAAUAUUUCAAUUGAGCCAGUGUAUACGACGCAUUAAACAAAACAAAAUUUGUAUAGCUCGGGUAACAGGGAGUGAUUCGCAUCCUGCCUACUGCAGAGAAUAAAGUUUCAACCGUCU
Mycena citricolor is the source of this 3112-nucleotide messenger RNA. The record is from the annotation of a GenBank genome assembly. Lineage: Eukaryota; Fungi; Basidiomycota; Agaricomycetes; Agaricales; Mycenaceae.